Molecule: messenger RNA, 1059 nt
Organism: Ustilaginoidea virens
Lineage: Eukaryota; Fungi; Ascomycota; Sordariomycetes; Hypocreales; Clavicipitaceae
Exons: 3
Coding region: 1-1059 (352 amino acids)
Biological process (GO): translation
Cellular component (GO): cytosolic large ribosomal subunit; ribosome
Molecular function (GO): structural constituent of ribosome; RNA binding
Source: RefSeq, a predicted model, not a curated record
AUGGCUUCGCGACCUACCGUCUCCAUCAUCGGCAAAGAUGGUGCUCCUACUGGAGCUACCCACCCCAUUCCCGCCGUCUUCACCAGCCCGAUCCGACCGGACAUUGUGCAGCGGGUUCACACUGGCAUGGCCAAAAACAAGCGCCAGCCUUAUGCUGUGAGCGAGAAGGCGGGUCACCAGACUUCCGCUGAGUCUUGGGGAACUGGACGUGCUGUUGCUCGUAUUCCCCGUGUCUCUGGUGGCGGUACCCACCGUGCUGGUCAAGCCGCUUUCGGCAACAUGUGUCGAUCCGGCCGUAUGUUCGCACCUACCAAGAUCUGGCGCAAGUGGCACGUCAAGGUGAACCAGGGCCAAAAGCGUUACGCUACCUGCUCUGCCCUGGCCGCUUCCGCUGCCGCCCCCCUCCUGAUGGCCCGCGGCCACGAAAUCAUGAGCGUCGCCGAGGUUCCCCUCGUCGUCGACUCUACUCUGUUCGAGGGCGCGGCCAUCACCCGCACCGCCCCCGCUUUGGCUCUCCUCAAAGCCGUCGGUGCUGGCCCCGAUCUCGACAAGGUCAAGCACUCCAAGAAGCUCCGCGCCGGCAAGGGCAAGCUCCGCGGUCGCCGCCACCGCCAGCGCCGCGGCCCCCUGGUCGUCUACAACCCCGAGGUUGACGGCAAGGAGCUCGUCACGGCCUUCCGCAACAUCCCCGGGGUGGAGACCUCCCCCGUCAGCGCCCUCAACCUCCUCCAGCUCGCCCCAGGUGGUCAUCUCGGCCGCUUCAUCAUCUGGACCUCUGCCGCCUUCAAGGCCCUCGACGACAUCUACGGCUCCACCACCGAGGCCUCGUCCCACAAGCGCGACUUCUUCCUGCCCUCCAACGUUGUCUCCCAGGCCGAUCUCACCCGCCUGAUCAACUCUUCUGAAAUCCAGAGCUCCCUCAACGCCCCCAAGGGCGAAGCCGUCACGCGCCGCUCUGCCGUCCAGAAGAAGAACCCUCUGCGCAACAAGCAGGUCAUGCUGCGCCUGAACCCCUACGCCUCUGUUUUCUCCAAAGAGUCUCAAAAGAAGCAGGAGUAA